Molecule: messenger RNA, 207 nt
Organism: Bipolaris oryzae ATCC 44560
Lineage: Eukaryota; Fungi; Ascomycota; Dothideomycetes; Pleosporales; Pleosporaceae
Exons: 1
Coding region: 1-207 (68 amino acids)
Source: RefSeq, a predicted model, not a curated record
AUGGCUCCUCAAACCAAGACUUUUACCCUAAGGGAACUCGACGCCGCGAUCAUCAUGCUCGAAAUGACCGGGAAAACCACCUACACAGAGGCGGAUGUGGAGGGGGCGGUCAUGACGCUUAAAGUGCGCAACCUACUUCCCAGCUGGAGCCACGAUGAGGGAGCAGAGUACACGCUGGAAGAGUACCUAGCUAUGAAGCAGGUAUAG